Symbiodinium necroappetens is the source of this 525-nucleotide messenger RNA. Lineage: Eukaryota; Dinophyceae; Suessiales; Symbiodiniaceae. The record is from the annotation of a GenBank genome assembly.
AUGGACCACGAUCAUCACCAUCACGACCAUGGCACGGUGGACGUGGGCGACAGUCCGAGCGACGCUUUCUGCGUAGGUUCGGGCUGGGUGAUGAUGUCCGGUUUCCAGCUGGGCAUCGGGAACACGCAGCCGUGCGUGCUUUUUCUGUUUCCAGGAUGGGUUCUCGACAACCAGGCCCGAUAUUUUGCAGGAUGCUUCGGUGCCUUCAUCAUUCCCGUGGCGAUCGUCGUGCUACAGACGGCCCGUGACCUGGUAGUGGAAAAAGCAGCCACAAAAGAGAAGGGUACGGGUCUCCUCUAUGAUGCCUUCGCCGCAUUCCUUUUCGGCCUUCAGAUGUGCCUCGCCUACUUCGUUAUGCUUCUGACGAUGUUGUACGAGGCAGUGCUCUUUCUGUGCAUCAUCGCUGGCUUCAUGACUUCCUUCUUCAUCCUGCGCCGUGCCAAGCGCCGGAAUCCGGGCACCGUGGAGAAGGGGAGCCUCGAUUGUGCGCCUUGCUGCUCAGGCACAGAAGCCAGCCAACCGUGA